Molecule: messenger RNA, 1960 nt
Organism: Austrofundulus limnaeus
Lineage: Eukaryota; Metazoa; Chordata; Actinopteri; Cyprinodontiformes; Rivulidae
Gene: phldb3
Product: pleckstrin homology-like domain, family B, member 3
Source: RefSeq, a predicted model, not a curated record
CACCGAGAGACAGACAGAGGACGAGACCAGRACAGAGCUGCGUUUCAACCAACAACCGACAGCUAAAACCAGUCGUGUUUUUGUUCCUGGAAGUGAAACAGCUUCACAAACUUCGCUUCAGUCAGAGGCGGUGCUUUUUUUACUUUGUUCUUCCUCUCGGUUCUGAGCGGUCCGGUCCGGUCCGGUCCAGCCGACUGUGUUCGCAGCACACGGACACAUCUGUUGUGUUUUGAAAUGGGAGCUGGAUGUCCAGUGUUUAGAAAUGCCCCAACAUAACAUGGAGAGCUCGAGGAGCCAGUGGCAGCAGGGUCUGCGGCCGCCGUGGAUCAGCAGAGUGGCCGGCGGUCAGAGUCCCUCCUCCUCAGGGGCAGAGUCUGACACGGAAAGCAGCAGCACUGAGAGCGAGAAGCCCUGUGUUAAAAAGCUGGAGRUGGGUUCACUGAGGGUCCUGCCACUACCAUCAACUGUCCAACAUCGCAUCGCAGAGAUCAACCAACAAAGGGAAGAACUGAAGAUUGAGCUGCAGCUGGAGAUCGCCUUGCUGCAGGGAGAGCUGCAGACGGAGAAGGAGCGGCUGCACCGACAGGCGCAGAAGCUGCUGGUUCUGCAGCAGCAGAACAGGCGGCGAGAGAAGCACAAACAUGCUGACAGGCUCAAGGAGAGAGAGAGUCUGGAGCAGGAGAGGAGCAGGGUGGAGGAGCUGAAGAGGAGCUGUGAGGAGAAAGAGAAACUGAUCCUCAGUCAGCCAGAAAGUCACAAAGAGCAGCUCAGACUGCAGCUGCAGCAGGAGAAGGAGGCGAUGGAAGCUGAAGUUCGGGCUUUUGAAGACUGGGAGUUUCGUGUUCUGGAACAAGAAAGCGGCGUUGACGAAGAGGWCGGCACGUCGGAGAUACUUCAGGAGGGGGGGAGUGAGGAGAUGGAGAAGGAAAUCUCAUGUCAGCAGCACGUGGUCAACACAGCACAGGAGCGAGUCCAGCAGCUGGAGAAACAGCUGAGGGAGAUGGAGAGGGAGAAGGAGAGGGAGCUGAACGCCCUGAGGAAAGAGAAGAGAGAACUCAUCCACACAACUCAAACGGUUCUCAGGGAGAAGAAGGCGCUCACCGAUUGGUCAAACAUCACCGGCUCCUCUCCGUGCAUGAUGUCACUGUCUCCUCUGACAGUUCACAAGCCUCUACAGGAACCAAGCAAAGACGUCAGUUUGCCCAGAAGAAGGAGCUCGCAUCGCAACAGCCGAGCCAGCGACAGGCCGCUUUCAGUCCAGGGGUUGGUGAGAACGCUUCCCAACAGUCAGACCUCCGAGGUCUACGUCUCCCCCGUCUCAUCCCACAGACUCAGCAAUGGGCACAGUAACGGCCUCAGACCCGGGUCCACUAACGGUGGUGCGCUCCUCACUCCGUGCAACAGUGCGACCAGCUCUCGAGCUGCCAGCCCGAGCCUCUUGGACCUGGUAGAGAUCGAGAAGAAGCUGCGAGAAGCCAAGGCAGAAAGAGAGAGGCUGCUCCGAGAGCGGGAAGAGCGACGGCAGUUGUCAUUGUUGGAAGAGAGAAGCCAAAGAGAGCUCAACUCUUCCAGAGAAGAACCACCAGAACCAGAGACCCAGCUGCAGCCGGAACCGGAGACAAAUGACUCACUGCGGGUCAUUUCUUCACCAAAUUCCUCUGAGCAGCGCAGCCUGCCGCUCUUCCUCUCUCCGAACUUUGACCUCCGGGCCCAUGUGGAGUCUCUGGGUCACGGCGUGGCCAGCUGCACGGACCUGCGGAUGACACCUCGGCGCUGCGCGGGCUUCCUGACCAAACGAGGGGGGAGGGUGAAAACCUGGAAGAAGAGGUGGUUUCUGUUUGACACCGACCACAGGCGACUCGCCUACUAUACAGACUGUGAUGAGAGGAAGCUGAAAGGGGUCAUUUAUUUCCAGGCAAUAGAAGAAGUUUAUUAUGACCAUCUGCGGACAGCCACCUCU